AUGCCGCAGCAGGGCCGGGGGGAGCAGCGGGACGCGGCGGCGGACAAGCUGCUGUGCCUGCUGGGCUACCUGGAUUCGGUUGAGCAGGAGGCUGAGGGCGAGGCAGCGGCCGCCGCAGUCGAUCCGGCACCACCUAGGCACACGCCCGCGGCCGCCGCUGCGCCACGAGGCCCGCAAACGGCCGCGGCGCCCGGGGCUCGCGCGUGCGGCCGGGGCAGCGCCGUGACAGGCGAGGUGCCGGCCGAAAACUGCGGCGACGCGGGCGGGAAUCGAUCGGCGGCGCUGGCGGAGAGCGUGUUUGACGGCGUCCGCGCCCGCCUGCGGCGGCUGGAGCAGGAGGUUGCCGCGCGCGACGCCGCCCUGGCCGCCGCCGAAGCCGCGGCGGCCGAGCGCGCGCGCGCGCACGCCGCGGAGCUCCUGGCCGCGCGCGCGCGCGGGGCGAAGGCGGCGGCGGCGGCGCGGGGCGAGGGGGAGGCGGCGGCGGCGCGGCAGCUGGCGUUUAUUGACCGGCUGAUGGCUGACAAGGACGACCUCACGCGCGCCCUCGCUGCGGCGGGGGAGGCCUCCCAGGCGUCCGAGGCGCGCUACGGCGCCGCCAUCGCCGCACUCAAGGAGGGCUGGGCGGGUGAGCUGCGGCGCCAGCGGGAGGGGUGGGCGGCGGCGGAGCGCGCCAGGCGCGACGCGUGGGCUGAGGGCAAGGCGGCUGAGAUAAAGGCGCUCACGGUCAAGGACCAGGAUGACGCGGUGGAGAGGGAGAGGGCGGCGGCCGCGGCCAGGCUGGGGGAGGCGUGCCAGCGCUACGAGCAGCAGAUGCAGGUGCAGCGGCUGCGGCUCGUGGCUGAUGCCGAGCUGAAGCUGGAGGCGGCAGAGGCGGCGUGGCGCGACGACAAGCGGCGCGCGGAGGAGGCCGCGGCCGCCGCGGCGGAGGCCCUGCGGGCGCUGGAGGGGCGGCUGGGGGAGGAGGCGGCGCGGAUCUCGCUGCAGCAAAGCGUGUGCAAUGAGUAG
Monoraphidium neglectum is the source of this 1005-nucleotide messenger RNA. RefSeq lists its product as hypothetical. Gene Ontology annotation, biological process: intraciliary transport involved in cilium assembly. NCBI's taxonomy places the organism in Eukaryota, Viridiplantae, Chlorophyta, Chlorophyceae, Sphaeropleales, Selenastraceae. The record is from RefSeq and is a predicted model, not a curated record. The transcript is spliced from 5 exons. Bases 1 to 1005 code for a protein of 334 amino acids.